Molecule: messenger RNA, 288 nt
Organism: Verticillium alfalfae VaMs.102
Lineage: Eukaryota; Fungi; Ascomycota; Sordariomycetes; Glomerellales; Plectosphaerellaceae
Exons: 2
Coding region: 1-288 (95 amino acids)
Source: RefSeq, a predicted model, not a curated record
AUGGCGGGCGACGUCCCCAGUCUCGGCUCUCUCGACAAGCCUGAGAAUCUCAACGAUCUGCUGCGCGCCGACCGUGGCGAUGAUUGCACGUCGUGCCGUGUCAUCGGCGGCGGCGCUUUCCUUGGCCUAGCUGGCUACAACUACUUGACCGGCAUGUCGCACCUCGAGAAGCAGCGAGCGGCUCUGCUGCAGCGCAAAACCAUGUUCGGCAUGCGGAGUCGCAAGCUCGGUGUGACGGGCAUCUCCCUGGGACUCGCCUACUUGGGCAUCUGGAGGCUGUUCAAGUAG